UUCAAAUUAUGGGUGACUACAGUAGUUACUUUGGUAACUCAACAACAUAUUCGUCUCCCUAUGCUAACACCUAUUCUACUAUCACCGGUGCAGAAACUACCUACAAUACAUAUCCUGCCCCGGGGGCAAGUGUAUCAACCGCUUAUGCAGCCACAACUCCUGGAACUACGUACACUUCCUAUACUCUCAACCCCACCGCUACCACUCAGAGUACCGCCUCCACCACUUACAACUAUGUUGAUUGGGCUUCUGCAGCAACAGCUGCAGCUAUUUCAUCUGCUGCAACUGCUAACCGUGGUUCUCAUGAAGGCUCCAAAACAAAACUAACCAAGCAAAACUGGUACAACCGGACUAAAGCAAAUGCUGCUGCUGGAAAAGAACCUCCUCGAACAUAUUACUGUGAAAUCUGCAAAGUUAGCUGUAUGGGUGCUUUGACUUACAAAGAGCAUUGUAAUGGACAGAAGCACAAGAAGAAAGAAAAGGAGAAGGAAGGAGGUGAUAACAAGCCAGCACGUGGUUACCAUUCCUUCGGUAAACUUUACAGAUGUGAACUGUGUGACAUAAGCUGUACAGGCGAACAAGCUUUCUCUGCUCAUAUGACAGGCAGCAAGCAUAACAAGACUGUUCUGCUGUUUAGGAAACUUGGGAAAGUUAUUCCUAACCCAACUGUAACUAACAACAAAGGAGAAAAAGAAGAAGUUGAUCUUGAGAAGGUCAAAGAGGAACUUGCGAAAAAAGCCGAACGCAUCGCCAAAGAGGAAGCUGACAGAACUGAGAAAAGGAACAAGCGUAAUCAACAAGCAGAAGAGCGAGCUAAGAAGCGUCUGGAGGAGAUAGAAGCAAGGAGGAAGAUGAUGGACGAAAGACGUAGCAAGUGGGAGGAAGAGAGAUGGAAGCGAGAAGAGGAGUGGAGAAACAUGCAAGAGCAAAGAGAAGAGGAGUGGAAGCAGUGGCAGGAGACAGAGCAGAGUGAGAUAACACCCGGUCAAGUUCAACAAUCAGCUGGCUUCGCGUCUCGCGAGGGAGAUAACAACGACAACAAGUUGAUAAUGAAGCUGCAUGAUGAGAUAUACCCCGACCCUACUGAGCUGACUAACAUUAAAAACCUUGUGAAAGUGACUGAGGAUAAUCUGAAAACCAUCUCCGAUACAAUGAGAGAUGAAACUGAAGCUGAACUCAAAGACAAAGGACUGUUGAAAGAGCCAGUCGAGGGAGAGGAGGUAGUAGAGACUAGGGUGUUAAAAGGUUGUGUCAGAGUUGGAGACUUGGCUAACGGUCUCCUCCUAAAGGGAGACAAGACUCUCGAGAUGCUUGUCUUCUGUACUGACAAACCAACUGUUUACCUCCUUCAAAACGUCAAGGAGAAGUUCGAAGAGUUGUUGACGGGUUACGAGUUUAUAAAGCUGCACGGAAACGGGAAAGAUUACUAUUUGCGAUGCUAUCUCUGA
Bolinopsis microptera is the source of this 1448-nucleotide messenger RNA. RefSeq names its product zinc finger RNA-binding protein-like. The coding region runs from base 9 to 1448 and encodes 479 amino acids. The record is from RefSeq and is a predicted model, not a curated record. Lineage: Eukaryota; Metazoa; Ctenophora; Tentaculata; Lobata; Bolinopsidae. The transcript has 12 exons. Gene Ontology annotation, cellular component: precatalytic spliceosome. Gene Ontology annotation, molecular function: zinc ion binding; single-stranded RNA binding; double-stranded RNA binding.